This is a messenger RNA of Contarinia nasturtii (swede midge), 4776 nucleotides long. It is a transcript of the gene TrpA1, whose product is annotated as transient receptor potential cation channel subfamily A member 1. Gene Ontology annotation, biological process: transmembrane transport; monoatomic ion transport. Gene Ontology annotation, molecular function: protein binding; monoatomic ion channel activity. Gene Ontology annotation, cellular component: membrane. The transcript has 22 exons. The coding region runs from base 929 to 4534 and encodes 1201 amino acids. NCBI's taxonomy places the organism in Eukaryota, Metazoa, Arthropoda, Insecta, Diptera, Cecidomyiidae. The record is from RefSeq and is a predicted model, not a curated record.
CAAAAAUCAAAUCAUCUUAUACAGAAUUUAACGCUCUUCAAAAUGAUAAUAGCCACUUUUUAAUAUUUUUCAUGUGGAAACACCCUAUUGUACAGUGUAGAAAUAACAAAUAUAGCGAAUAUACAAUUGUAAUUUUGAAUUGGUGGUGAGAUUGAACGCCUGCAGCAAACAUCUCUCUCUCUCUAUCUGUUGUCGGUUGAAUAAGACCAUUACUCAUGUAAGAAGCAAUAUGUGUGCAUGUCGUUCGGUACAAUGCACUGAUGUAGCAAAGUGCCUCGCUGGAUUGUCUUUAUAAACACACCAUUCGAUGCUAACAUCGUUUCAAAGCGAUGUAUGGGUGAGCGCAGAUGAAUGGAUAGACGAAUGGACGAGAUGAGUACAGCUUAUAAAUACACGAUGCUUUCACUCGACAGCAUUCAGUUACCAAUUGGUGGUUGAAGAAUAAUAAUCGCUUUUUAAAUGGUAUAAAGUCAUAACGACUAAAUCACAGUAUUUGAGUGAUAUAAAUCUAGAAAAUUAAACGAAUAAAAAAUCAGUCGCUCACCAUUUACAUUAAUUAUGCAAAUUGAAUUUUGCCAACAUUUUCAGUGAUAAAAACGAUCUGCAGUGGAAUUUACAUUUUGCUAAUAUUGACUGUGACAGUUGGCACAUGAUUUGCGGAUAAAAUCUUACAUCAACAAUUAAAUUCUAGUCAUGUUUUGAGUUAGUGUUCACAUUUCUCUCCCUCUCUCUCUCUCUCUCUCUCUCGAAGUUUAUAUAUUUCGUGAAAAAAUUCCGAUAAAUUUAAAAAUUGGAGAGAUUCAAUUGAAAAUACAGAUUGAUUGGCAGAUAAAUCAGUUUCAAAAGUGAUCAUAACGUGUUUAAUUUUCAUGAGUAAAUUUAUUUGUGCGUGUUUUUUUGUACCGAACGAAAACUAUGUUCAUUUAAAAUGGAAAAAAGUGUGAAUAAUUUAAAGGCUCGCAAAGAAAUUACAAAGCGACCGUCAACAUUUCGAUGCAUUUUUAAACAACCAAGCAUUUCUUCAUCAUUAACGUUACCCAUUCGCAUUGCACCAGCUUGGGGACGUAUGCUACGUUUUGGACAAACAACUAAAUUUAAAACCGAUGAAUUCUUUCAGGCAGCAGAGUCUGGUGAUUUGGAAAAUUUUGUUCGUUUGUAUCAAGGUGAUAAUAGCCGUUUAACAGUAGCAGAUGCUCGAGGGCGCUCAGCAUCGCAUCUUGCCGCAGCAAAAAAUCGAGUAAACAUACUGCAAUACAUACAUGCACAACAAGGAAAUAUGAACGCUCCCGAUGCCGCUGGAAAUACCCCGUUACAUUUGACUGUGAAUGACGAUGCAUUUGAUGCGAUGGACUAUUUGCUCUCAAUUGGCGUAAGCGCAAAUGUUCUAAAUGAGAAAAAACAGUCAUGUAUUCAUUUGGCGACCGAACUAAACAAAGUAACUGCAUUAAAAGUGAUGGGCAAUUAUCGUAAUAUUAUCGAUAUUCAAAAAGGUGGCGAACACGGCCGCACGGCACUACAUCUAGCAGCCAUCUACGAUCACGAAGAAUGUGCACGCAUUUUGAUUUCAGAGUUUGGUGCUUGUCCCCGAAAGCCUUGUAACAAUGGCUAUUAUCCUAUUCAUGAAGCCGCUAAAAAUGCCAGCUCCAAAACGAUGGAAGUCUUCUUUCAGUGGGCAGAGUCACAUGGAUGUACACGAGAAGAGAUGAUUUCAUUUUACGAUUCAGAAGGCAACGUUCCACUCCAUAGCGCCGUGCAUGGUGGAGACAUAAGAGCGGUUGAAUUGUGCAUCAAUUCAGGGGCAAAAAUUUGUACGCAACAACACGAUUUAUCAACUCCAGUACAUUUAGCUUGCUCACAAGGAGCAUUAGAAAUUGUCAAGCUUAUGUUUCGAAUGCAACCGCAAGAGAAGAAAAUUUGUCUUGCAUGCACUGACGCACAGAAAAUGACUCCACUCCAUUGCGCUGCAAUGUUUGAUUACCCCGAAGUUGUACAAUUUUUGGUUAAAGAAGGUGCUGAUUUGAAUGUUCUAGAUAGAGAAUAUAGAUCGCCUCUUUUGUUGGCCGCGUCGCGUGGUGCAUGGAAAACUGUGCUUGCAUUAAUUCGACUCGGCGCUCAAAUCUCAAUCAAAGACAUAAAUUCUCGGAACGUAUUGCAUCAUGUGAUUAUGAAUGGCGGUCGAUUGGAUGAAUUUGCAACAGAAGUAUCACGUACACAGUUCAAUUUUCAAUUAACGCAAUUGCUUAAUGAAAAAGACAACACAGGUUGCUCCGCGCUGCACUACGCGUCGCGUGAAGGACAUAUUCGUUCUUUGGAAAAUCUGAUACGUUUGGGUGCCUGCAUUAAUUUGAAAAAUAACAAUAACGAGUCGGCAUUACAUUUUGCCGCGAGAUACGGACGAUACCAUACAGUGAAACAAUUGCUCGACUCGGAGAAAGGAACUUUCAUUAUUAACGAGAGCGACGGCGAAGGCUGCACACCUCUUCAUAUCUCAUCUAUGUGUGGACAUACACGUGUGGUGCAAUUGCUUCUUAAUCGUGGUGCUCUGUUGCAUCGCGAUCACAAUGGACGCAAUCCGCUGCAUUUGGCAGCGUCGUCUGGUUACACACAAACCAUGGAACUAUUGCAUUCGGUGCAUUCGCAUCUACUCGAUCAAUGCGACAAAGAUGGGAACACUCCACUGCAUCUGGCAACUAUUGAAAAUAAACCGAAUGCAAUUUCACUGCUAUUGUCGAUGAAUUGUAAGCUUCUCUACAAUUAUAUGGAAAUGAGUGCUAUUGACUAUGCCAUUUACUAUAAAUAUCCGGAGGCUGCCUUGGCCAUGGUAACACACGAAGAACGAUCGGAAGAAGUGAUGAUGUUGAAAUCUGACAAGCAUCCAUGCGUAACGCUGGCUCUAAUUGCAUCGAUGCCACGUGUAUUCGAAGCCGUACAAGACAAAUGUAUCACAAAGGCAAAUUGCAAAAAAGACUCAAAGAGCUUUUACAUCAAAUACUCGUUGUCGUGCUUGCAAUGUCCAACGAUGUACGCGCAAAUGGAUGAAAAAACGGGUGAAGCAGUUCAAAUAUCAAAACCAAUUCCAUUGCCAGCGCUCAAUGCGAUGGUAACACAUGGUCGGGUUGAACUAUUGGCUCAUCCACUCAGUCAGAAAUAUCUGCAAAUGAAAUGGAAUGCUUACGGAAAAUACUUUCACGUGACCAAUCUUCUGAUUUACACUGUUUUCUUGUCAUUUGUCACCAUUUAUGCAUCACAUCUAAUGCAAAUUGUUGGUAUGAAUGAACAUGUGUCAUCUGCAACUCAAAAUUUUAGUGACGACGAAAAGCCUCAAGCUGCGAAAUAUGUGCAUACCACUUAUAAACCACAUACUAUAAACCCAAAUCAAAGUUUCAUUGACAAACAAAUCACUGUUACACCCAUAAUGUGUGUAACGAGCGUUGCGAUUAUUAUUUACAUUGUAUGCAGCACAUUACGCGAAUUCCUCCAAAUUUAUCAACAAAAAUGGCAGUAUUUAUUCGAACCGAACAACUUUGUCUCAUGGAUGUUGUACAUUUCUGCUGGCAUAAUGGUGUCGCCGGUUUUCAACGGCGGUUGGAUUUCCGAUUGCCAUUUUUCAGCUGCAUCACUUACAGUUUUCUUAUCAUGGUUCAAUUUACUACUGUUUUUACAACGAUUUGAUCAAGUUGGCAUUUACGUAGUGAUGUUUUUAGAGAUACUCCAAACGUUGAUCCGAGUACUAAUGGUAUUUUCGAUUCUGAUUAUUGCAUUCGGUUUGGCCUUUUAUAUUGUUUUGUCAAAAUCUAUGUUAUCACAAGAAAUGUCAUCGAGUCAAUGGGCGUUUACGUCGAUCCCGAUGUCUUUGGCACGUACAUUUUCAAUGAUGCUCGGAGAAAUGGAUUUUGUCGGAACUUUUGUUGUACCCUAUUGGCGUCAUGAGCUCCCUUUACCAAUUUCAUCAUUUUUACUAUUAUGUCUUUUCAUGAUUUUGAUGCCAAUCUUAUUGAUGAAUCUGCUCAUCGGUUUGGCGGUGGGUGAUAUUGAGUCAGUUCGACGAAACGCACAGCUUAAGCGAUUGGCAAUGCAAGUCGUACUUCAUACCGAACUUGAACGUAAGCUACCGCAAAUGUGGUUGGAGAAAGCUGAUAAAAUGGAAUUAAUCGAAUAUCCAAACACUCAAAAGUGCAAAUUGGGAAUAUUUGAUAGCGUACUUCGUAAAUGGUUCUGUAAUCCAUUCAAUGAUGAAAAUAAUAUUGACAUGGGCUUCGAAACAUCCGAAGAGAUUUUGGCUGAUGAAAUGGAAAAGCAACGCCGCAAAUUGCAAAGUAUCACCACAACGUUGGAACACCAACAUCAAAUGCUGAGACUUAUCGUUCAGAAAAUGGAGAUAAAAACUGAAGCAGAUGACGUGGAUGAAGGUGUAUCGCCAAAUGACUUGAGAGCUCCCUCAGCAGUCAAUUCAUUUGGCGCACCGACACGAUGGACAUCACCACGCAUUCGCAAAAAGUUGAAACAUGCAAAGAGCUUUAAUAAAUCUUCUUAAACAUUUUAUUGGCCUAUAAUAAUCAAUGUCUGGAAACGUUAUAUGUUUUUAAUGUUAUUUUUUUGCAGCGAAGGUUUGCCUUUGCGCUGAAUUUCGUUUGAGGUUCAGUGUGUGGUAAGGCUGAAAAAAAAUUUAGAGUAUUUAUCUACAUAAAAAUAAUAUAUUAUACUACGUCCAAAAUACUAUUUUUAUGAUUUGGUUUGUUGUUUGGUCAAUUUGAAACACUUAUCCAAAUAAAUACU